UUUUUUAAACAAAAAUGGCGUGCGCCUUGUCAUUACGGCAGCGGUGCUUUCUGUGUUUCGCCACUGUUAGAUCCAUGCGUAUGUUGCCAACAACAUCACGAAAAAUACAGACUACAACCUCUCAAAAUGAAGAGACCGCAGAUAUUGUCAUAUCGGGUGGCGGCAUGGUUGGAACUGCCAUGGCAUGUGCACUUGGACAUGAAGAGCUUCUUAAAGACAAGAAGAUUGUGUUGUUAGAAGCUGCAGCCAAGAAAAGCUACACUGUACCAGAGGCCUUCAGCAACAGAACGUGUGCCAUAAGUCCUUCAUCUGUAGACUUGCUUAGCAGUGUUGGUGCAUGGAAUGAAGUAGAACAGAUGAGAUGUCAUUCUGUGAAAAGAAUGCAGGUUUGGGAUUCCUGUUCAGAUUCCCUGAUUACAUUCAGCAAUGAUAAUCUCCUGGAUGACCUGGCAUAUAUUGCGGAGAAUGAUGUGAUAGAAGAAGCGUUGAGAAGGCGUCUGGAGGCUGUCUCAGAUCGCGUGGAUGUGAGGUACCAGACAUCAGCUAAGUCCUUCAUCAUACCAGGGGUUACCCCGGGCCACGCAGAAACACACCAGAAUUCCUGGGUAACUGUUGGAUUACAGGACAACUGUGUGCUGAAAACUAAGCUUCUGAUUGGAGCUGACGGUAUAUUUUCUGCAGUGCGUAAAGCAGGGGAAUUCCAUACAAUUCAGAGGGAUUACAAACAGACGGCUGUGGUAGCAACUCUUCAAGUAGAUGAGUCCAUUGAUAACUCUGUUGCCUGGCAGCGGUUUUUGCCCACUGGUCCUAUUGCCAUGCUGCCUUUAUCCAGUAAAUACUGUAACCUUAUAUGGACGACAACACCAGACCAGGCCAGGUACUUGAAGGAAAUCCCAGAAGAAAGUUUCGUAGAUGCUGUUAAUGAUGCAUUUUGGCAUGACCGUGACAGAAAUGAUUUGGUGGUGAAGGCAGGAGAAAUGUUCCAAAGUGUGAUAAAUACUACAGUACAAGGUGAGAAAUGACUAGAGAAUG
Messenger RNA from Mizuhopecten yessoensis (Yesso scallop), 1032 nucleotides. RefSeq names its product ubiquinone biosynthesis monooxygenase COQ6, mitochondrial-like. The coding region runs from base 15 to 1022 and encodes 335 amino acids. Gene Ontology annotation, molecular function: oxidoreductase activity, acting on paired donors, with incorporation or reduction of molecular oxygen; FAD binding. Gene Ontology annotation, biological process: ubiquinone biosynthetic process. Lineage: Eukaryota; Metazoa; Mollusca; Bivalvia; Pectinida; Pectinidae. The transcript is spliced from 8 exons. The record is from RefSeq and is a predicted model, not a curated record. Gene Ontology annotation, cellular component: mitochondrion.